Messenger RNA from Homalodisca vitripennis (glassy-winged sharpshooter), 1629 nucleotides. RefSeq lists its product as uncharacterized. Bases 1 to 1629 code for a protein of 542 amino acids. The record is from RefSeq and is a predicted model, not a curated record. NCBI's taxonomy places the organism in Eukaryota, Metazoa, Arthropoda, Insecta, Hemiptera, Cicadellidae. The transcript is spliced from 2 exons.
AUGGAGUACCUGAUUCGGCCGCUCACUGCACUGAAGGACCAACAUGGAGCAGUACUUCACGGCACCAGCGUCAGCGUCCUUGCAUACGCUGAUGAUCUCGCCCUUGUGGCGAGGACUACUAGACCUUCAGUCUUCCGGAUCUACGGUGCGCCGCUUCGGGUCCUCGGCGAAGGGGAGUCCUACCAACACCUUGGAGUCCCCACCGGGAAGGUGGACCAAACCCCAGUCGCCACCAUCGCCAGAUUGGAAGCCGAGACUGAGGCCGUCCUUCGGAGUGUACUGGCGCCUUGGCAGAAGCUGCACGCCUUGCGGACCUUCAUCAUUCUGCAGUUAGAGUUCAAUCUGAAGACCGCGCAGAUCCGCAAGACUGCACUUAGGAGCCUGGACAGCAAGAUCAAGUGUGGUGUGAAGAAGAUCUUCAACGUUCCUUCCCGCGCCAGUGCCGAGUUGGUCUAUCUUCCACCUUCCUGCGGCGGGGCUGGACUCGUCCAGCUGGCGGACCUCUCGGACCUGGCCGCCAUCAACCACGCGUUCAGGCUCCUCACCUCAUCGGAUGCCAGGGUGGCCUCGCUUGCUUUGGAGGGAUUGGCGGCCUCUGCGGGCCAGAGGAGUGCUGCCCGCGCUGGAAUGGAGUUCCUUGUGGGAUACCUCAACGGCGACUUCCCCGGGAACUCCAAUGUUGCCACCACUUUUUCUGCCGCGCGGGCGGCUCUGAAUAGGCUGAAGAAGCGCUUGCCUGACUUGCGCUGGGGCUGGUGUGCCGGCAGGGCAACUCUUCAAAUAUCGAUCCCUGGGGACAGGGCCCUCAGGAUCGUCGACAGGGGCUCCCGUCACGCGAUGUCGGCCAGUAUGCGCUCCUUCAGGGCCACCCUUUCCGCGAAACCCGACCAGGGAAGGGUGGCCAGGGUCACCACCACCUGCGCCACUGCCAACCACAUGCUGCACGAGGGGCGCUACACUCGCUUCGCGGACUGGCGGUUUGUUCACCGGGCCAGGCUGAAUGUCCUCCCUCUCAACCGCUGCCGACGCUGGGGAGUCAACGAUCGGCGUUGUAGGCGGUGUGGUCGACACGACGAGACCACCGCCCACGUGCUCUGCCACUGCACCUCCAGCCUCGCUACUGGCAUCACGCGAAGACACAACGCCGUCCAGGAUCUCCUCGUCGCGGCCAUCAGACCUGCGGAGGGAGUUGAGGUCCGCGUGAACCAGCGGGUGCCACUUCAAGCGCUGCUCCAAGGCCGUGAGGACGACUUCCCGGAGGAGAUGGUGCGCUGCCGUCCGGAUGUGGUGAUGAUCGACGCUCACAACAAGAUCGUCAAGAUAGUCGACAUCGCCGUUCCAUACGAGGACGGCUGGCGGGCCAUCGAAGCUGCGCGGGAGAGGAAGCUCGACGCCUAUGGUCCACUCGCCCGGAUGCUGACGGCCGGAGGCUACAGGACUUCCGUGGACGCAUUCGUCAUCGGCUCCCUGGGUGCGUGGGACAGUGCCAACUGGGGAACCCUGGCACGUCUCGGGGUCCACCGUAGAUACGGCACAUCCCUCUCCCGUCGCUGCGUCUCCGAGGCCAUUCGCUGGAGCCGGGACAUAUAUGUCACUCAUGUAUCCGGCGUCCAGCAGUGGCAAGACUGA